AUGGAUGCGAGUAGUAAUCACAACUAUCAUCAACAAAACAGCCAACCCAGUUCAGGGUUAUUGAGAUUUCGCUCAGCUCCAAUUUCACUUGUUGCAGAUUUUACUGAUAAUGGAGUUGACAAUGAUUCUGUUUUGAAUUUCCAAGAGUUUGAGGAUAAAUCCGCAGCAAGAGUGAGAGGGGAAGCUGCUAAUUAUUCAAAUUUGCAGCGGAGUUAUUCAGGUUUGCCUCCUCAUUAUCCAAGGCAGAGUUCGGUUACAAGUACUUCAGCUAUGGAUAGUUCAUAUGGUUUGAUUGGUUCAAUAUCAAUGGGUCAUCAUGAGCAAAUUAAAAGGGUUGAUUCAAAUCUUGCUAGGCAGAAUAGCUCUCCCGCUGGACUUUUUGGGAACCUGUCUGUUCAAAAUGGCUAUCCCACCAUAAAAGGAGUGGGAAACUAUUCUGGGUUGAGUGGUAGUAAUGAAGAAGCAAGUCCAAGAUUGAAGAGUCAACUUAGCUUCCCAUCAAGAGUACCUUCUUCCUUAGGCUUGCUGUCGCAGAUUUCUGAAAUUGGGAGCGAAAGCAUGGAGGCAGACAGCCCUGAUAGUGGAAAACUUGGAAGUGGCAACGAGGACCGUCGACUUUACAGCAGCCAUGGGUUUUCAUAUGGUUCUUGGAACAAUUCGCAUUUGUCAGAGAAUUUUAACAGCAUGAAAAGAGAUCAAGAAAAUGGAAACCUGUUUUCUAAUGCUCAGAACGGAGAGCUUGGAACUCGUGCUCAUGUAUUAUCCCACCACUUGAGUGUACCAAAGACUUCAGUGGAAAUGGUUGCCAUGGAAAAGUUCCUUCAUUUCCAAGAUUCUGUUCCUUGUAAAGUUAGAGCAAAGCGUGGUUGUGCCACUCAUCCUCGAAGUAUUGCGGAAAGAGUGAGAAGAACUCGGAUCAGUGAAAGAAUGAGGAAACUACAAGAGCUUGUUCCAAACAUGGACAAGCAAACAAACACGGCAGACAUGUUAGAUUUGGCUGUAGACUAUAUUAAAGACCUCCAGAAACAGUACAAGACACUAAGUGACAACCGAGCCAACUGCAAGUGUUUAAGCAAGCAGAACAAAAUUGUUUGA
This is a messenger RNA of Dovyalis caffra, 1095 nucleotides long. NCBI's taxonomy places the organism in Eukaryota, Viridiplantae, Streptophyta, Magnoliopsida, Malpighiales, Salicaceae. The record is from the annotation of a GenBank genome assembly.